AACACAUGAAACACAUUAGUUCUGCUUGCACGUCUGAUUAUAAAAGCAGUUCGGUGCUCGUGUCCUCACCACAAGCUGAUAAAAGCAGGACACUCUUGUUCUCGCACUUCACUUUCGCUUCAAAUUUUUUCCCAGCGACGAUCACUAUUUUUUAAACCUUCACAAAAAGUUAGCAAAAUGUCAACUUUCGGAAGAGGGAUCUGUAUCAUCACGGGAGCCUCUAAAGGGUUUGGAAGGGCGCUGGCACAUGAAGUGUCCCACUUUCUGGAGCCUGGCUCCAUCCUCCUGCUGGUGGCUCGCUCUGGGACUUUGCUGCAGGAGCUGAAGGAAGAGCUGCACAGCUUCAAUGACAAACAGCAGCUGAUUGUUCACUGCAUCGCCGUCGACCUGAACACCAGAGAAGGGGUGAAUGAAACUGUGAGGAUAGCGAGGCAGGAGGCUGCAAAUGAAAUUGAUCAUGUGCUCCUUAUUAACAACGCUGGCUCUUUGGGUGAGAUUUCCGGAUUCGAGAACUUCACAGAUCUUGGAAUGGUGAAUUCCUAUCUGUCCUUCAACGUCAGUUCAGCUCUGGCGCUGACUGCAGGAAUCCUGCAGGUAUUUCCAUGCAGAGCCGGCCUGCGAUGGAGAGUGGUCAACGUCUCGUCAAUAUUUGCAUUACAGGCCUUACCGUCCUGGGUUCUGUACUGCACCGCCAAAGCCGCCAGGAAGAUGAUGUUCAGCGUUCUGGCUGAGGAGGAACCAAAUGUCAAGGUCCUCAGCUAUUCACCAGGUCCGAUGGACACAGAGAUGCAGGAGGAUAUUCUGAGGUUAACAGGCACCAGUCAUUGUCUGUUUCCCUGCCAGGAGUCUGCAAUCAAACUGGUUAAGUUGCUUCUUGGAAAUGAUUUUCCCUCAGGGAAACACCUCGACUUCUUUGAAGUGUGAUGUUCGUAUAUUAGAGAAUGAAGAAUCACUAUUAACAAAUGUAUAUCACUAGAUUUUACGUGUGUAUCGAUGGCAAACUGUGCCAACUCAGCCGAUCUUGUCACCAGUAACCUGUUUAAAGCUUGUGCAGAGCAGCAGAGCACAUGCUAACAUAUGAAUACUUUUUUCAAUACUGACAAGCAACACACAGUUAACUUAGAUUCUUCACAGUUGAACUGUUCAGUUUAUUUGACUGAAACUGAGUUUUCACUCAGAAAAUUCCCUAGGGUCAUGAACCAGCAUGAUGGUGAAACAGUGGAGAUUCGCUGACGUUGAAGCGAUUUAUAAAAAUAAACAGGGUUUUCAUAAACUUUGUUCCACCCAGUACAAAUCAAAAUGUGACUGGUUUAAAACAUUGUUUUCUUGUACAAUGAUAAUGUCACUCAUGUUUUUGUGUAAAGUGCAUAUUUAUUUGUGUUAAAAGUGAUAUAAGUAUGUACAUGUACUGUUUGUACUUUUCAGUCAUUAAAAAAUUAUUAAAAUGUA
Messenger RNA from Paralichthys olivaceus (Japanese flounder), 1449 nucleotides. RefSeq names its product sepiapterin reductase-like. NCBI's taxonomy places the organism in Eukaryota, Metazoa, Chordata, Actinopteri, Pleuronectiformes, Paralichthyidae. The record is from RefSeq and is a predicted model, not a curated record. Gene Ontology annotation, molecular function: sepiapterin reductase (NADP+) activity. Gene Ontology annotation, biological process: tetrahydrobiopterin biosynthetic process.